AUGGGGAUGGAAGAAGGAGCAGGUGUUGAUAGGAAGAUAACGAUUGGAGUCUGCGUCAUGGAAAAGAAGGUGAAAUGCGGCCCCGAGGUUUUCUCGGCUCCCAUGGGACAAAUCAUGGACAGAUUGCAGGCGUUUGGCGAAUUUGAGAUCAUACAUUUUGGGGAUAAGGUGAUACUUGAAGAUCCAGUAGAAAGUUGGCCGAUUUGUGAUUGUUUGAUUGCUUUUCAUUCCUCUGGAUAUCCUCUUGAGAAAGUUCAAGAAUAUUCUUCUUUAAGAAACAUCUUGAGAUGUAUGGCAUCCCAGUUCCUAGAUAUGCUUGUGUCAAUAGAGAAGUACCACACCAAGACCUUGAUUAUUUCGUCGAGGAAGAAGAUUUUGUUGAGGUUAAAGGUGAACGAUUCUGGAAGCCAUUUGUUGAAAAGCCCGUCAAUGUUUCUUCCUAGAGAUGACCAUAGUAUAAUGAUAUACUACCCUAGCUCAGCAGGUGGAGGCAUGAAAGAAUUGUUUCGAAAGGUUGGGAAUCGAUCAAGUGAAUUUCAUCCUGAGGUCAGAAGAGUAAGGAGAGAAGGGUCUUAUAUAUAUGAAGAGUUUAUGCCUACUGGGGGAACUGAUGUCAAGGUCUACACUGUGGGUCCCGAGUAUGCACACGCUGAAGCAAGAAAAUCACCGGUUGUUGAUGGUGUUGUCAUGAGGAAUCCAGAUGGGAAGGAAGUGAGGUAUCCAGUUUUGCUUACACCUGCUGAGAAGCAAAUGGCGAGAGAAGUUUGCAUUGCAUUUAGGCAAGCGGUCUGCGGAUUUGAUCUCUUACGAUCUGAGGGAAGCUCAUACGUUUGUGACGUAAAUGGAUGGAGUUUUGUGAAGAACUCUUAUAAGUAUUACGACGAUGCUGCGUGUGUGCUACGGAAAAUGUUUUUGGAUGCAAAGGCUCCUCAUCUUUCUUCGACAAUUCCUCCCAUUCUGCCAUGGAAGAUCAAUGAACCUGUCCCAUCUAACGAAGGUCUAACUCGCCAAGGAAGUGGCAUCAUUGGAACAUUUGGGCAGUCGGAGGAGCUACGCUGUGUCAUUGCUGUUGUUCGGCACGGUGAUAGAACCCCGAAGCAGAAAGUGAAACUAAAAGUUACAGAGGAAAAACUGUUAAACCUGAUGCUGAAGUACAAUGGAGGAAAGCCAAGAGCUGAGACAAAACUUAAAAGUGCCGUCCAAUUGCAAGAUCUAUUGGAUGCCACAAGAAUGUUAAUUCCUCGUACAAGAUCAGGUGAAAGUGAUAGUGAUGCAGAAGACCUUGAACAUGCUGACAAGCUUCGGCAAGUUAAAGCCGUUCUUGAAGAGGGUGGACAUUUCUCAGGUAUAUACAGGAAGGUUCAACUAAAGCCGCUGAAAUGGGAUAAAGUACCAAAAAGUGAUGGUGAAGGUGAAGAAGAACGCCCAGUGGAGGCUCUUAUGGUUCUGAAAUAUGGGGGUGUUCUAACUCAUGCUGGUCGAAAGCAGGCAGAAGAACUUGGUAGAUAUUUCCGAAACAAUAUGUAUCCAGGUGAAGGUACCGGUUUGCUCCGUCUCCAUAGUACAUACCGUCAUGACCUUAAGAUUUACAGUUCUGACGAGGGACGUGUUCAGAUGUCUGCAGCUGCUUUUGCUAAAGGCCUGCUUGACCUAGAAGGACAGCUCACUCCAAUCCUGGUUUCUCUGGUUAGCAAGGACUCUUCCAUGUUGGAUGGCCUUGACACUGCGAGUAGCGAAAUGGAAGAGGCCAAGGCUCAGUUGAACGAGAUCAUAACCGCAGGCACAAAGAUGGUAAAUGAUUACGUCUCUUCUGAAUUACCUUGGAUGACUGAUGGGGGUGGCCUUCCUCCUCACGCUGAAGAGCGCCUACCUGAACUGGUAAAACUAGCUAAAAAGGUGACUGAACAAGUGAGGCUACUUGCAAACGAUGACGACGAGAGUCUCACUGAGCCUAGCGCUUAUGAUGUAGUCCCUCCCUAUGAUCAAGCAACGGCCCUUGGCAAGUCAAACAUUGACGUUGGUCGGAUUGCUGCUGGAUUACCUUGCGGUAGUGAAGGAUUCCUUUUGAUGUAUGCUCGGUGGAGAAAACUCGAAAGGGAUCUCUACAGCGAAAGAAGAGACCGGUUCGACAUAACGCAAAUUCCUGAUGUUUAUGAUUCAUGCAAGUAUGACCUGUUACAUAAUUCUCAUCUCGACCUGAAAGGACUAGACGAACUCUUCAAAGUUGCUCAGGGCCAGUUAUGUGUUAUGUGGUUGCAGUUACUUGCAGAUGGUGUAAUUCCGAAUGAGUAUGGGAUCAAUCCACAGCAAAAGCUCAAAAUAGGUUCAAAGAUUGCUCGUCGCUUGCUGGGUAAAAUCUUGAUUGACUUGAGGAAUACUCGAGAAGAGGCCAUGAGUGUUGCUGAACUGAAGAAUAGUCAAGACCAAGUCUCAGUGUCACUAUAUUCGUCGAGAAAAGAGGAUAGAUAUAGCCAACCAAAACUUUUUAUUAAAAGCAAUGAGUUGAGACGGCCUAUCUCUGUAGAGAAUAAAGAUGAAGAUGAUGAUAAAGAAACCAAAUACCGACUAGAUCCAAAAUAUGCAAAUGUCAUGACGCCUGAACGUCAUGUGAGGACACGCCUUUACUUCACAUCUGAAUCACAUAUUCAUUCUCUAGUGAAUGUUCUACGGUAUUGCAACCUCGACGAAUCUCUUCAAGGAGAAGAAAGUCUCGUCUGCCAAAGCGCAUUGGAACGCCUGUGUAAAACCAAAGAACUUGAUUACAUGAGCUACAUUGUCUUAAGACUCUUUGAGAACACUGAGGUAUCUCUAGAAGACCCGAAACGGUUCAGGAUCGAACUUACAUUUAGCCGUGGCGCAGAUUUGUCUCCCUUAGAGAAGAAGGACGAGGAAGCUCAAUCAUUACUCCGGGAACACACACUUCCGAUAAUGGGACCAGAGAGGCUUCAAGAGGUUGGUUCAUGUUUGACACUUGAAACAAUGGAGAAGAUGAUACGUCCAUUUGCAAUGCCGGCCGAAGAUUUCCCUCCGCCGUCAACUCCGGCAGGUUUCUCCGGUUACUUUUCUAAAAGUGCCGCCGUGCUCGAGCGUCUUGUUAAACUCUGGCCCUUCCACAAGAACACCGGUUCUAAUGAGAAAAGCUAA
Molecule: messenger RNA, 3144 nt
Organism: Thlaspi arvense
Lineage: Eukaryota; Viridiplantae; Streptophyta; Magnoliopsida; Brassicales; Brassicaceae
Source: the annotation of a GenBank genome assembly